Lecanosticta acicola is the source of this 603-nucleotide messenger RNA. The record is from the annotation of a GenBank genome assembly. Lineage: Eukaryota; Fungi; Ascomycota; Dothideomycetes; Mycosphaerellales; Mycosphaerellaceae.
AUGCCAGCUCACCCCGACUCCGGCGUAGGCGUCACCUUUCCCAGCGGAUGCCGCAUCACACACGGCAACGGCGCGAAUAUCAAGAAGCCAUUCCAGGAUCUCGACUUGACCAUGUAUGAGCUUUCCCCAUCCAAUGCCAAUGGAUUCCGCGGCCAGCUCGGCUUCAUCGAAUUCAACACAAGCUAUCGCCUCCCCCGGCAUAUACACAUGUCCUCCGAUCGUCAACGCUUGGUAGACGAGAGAAUCAUGAUCUUGCACGGCGUGGCCUUGGUCGAGAUCGCGGGCUCCGUGUACGUCGUAGCUCCUGGGAGUCUGGUAGAUACCGUGGGUGGUGUACCGCAUACCUUUACUGCCUGUCCUGCUGGUGUCAGACUGCCGGAUGGGACUGUGUCGAGUGGCACAUUUACGAUGGUGUAUGAGUACGAGGAACCAACAAGCUUUUUCCCCACGAUGUCGACAGAGGUGGUAAAGGAUCCAGUGGAAUAUCAGGCUUGGGAAGGAUCGUUAGAGGAGAUCAGAUUCCCGCAGUUGAGCGCGGGAGACGUAAUAGAUAUAGGGAAAGUGGUAUUCAACCACGAGCUGAUGGGACUCCAUCUAGCUUGA